GCUGUGGCGUUAGUCAUGUGUUAAUUAUUAUUUUUAUAGAGACAAUUUACAGUAAAGUACGUUCCUUUCAAUUAAGGAUAACCUAUAUUAACACUUUUCGUGAGCACACAUUUAAGAACAUUUUCAGAUACCUUACAUAUAUGUGUAACUGAUUUUUGUCUUGAUACUUCACUACCGUAAAGUUGUAAACUAUCGCUGAAAUUCAAACGGCUGUUCAUCACUAAGGUUAUUACAGUCUCUCUGUAAAUGAAAAAUUCUUACGCAGAAUUGUCGAUGAAAUGGUGUCUAUAACAACUCUCUCAUCAUGGGAUACCGAACUCAGUGCAGACUCUGUCGAGUGGUGUCCAUUGCCUCCAUGCCAGGAUUAUUUUGUAUGUGGAACCUACCAGCUAGAAGUAACACAAAACACAGGAACAGAGACAAAUCCUGAAAGUAACCCAGAACAAAAAAAAUAUGGCCGUUUAUAUUUGCUGAGAUUUAACUCUGAAAAUAAAAUUGAAGUUUUACAAGUCCUUGCAAUGCCUGCUGUACUAGAUAGCAAGUGGUGUCAUAAGGAAAUACAAGGGAAGAUUUUACUGUGUGUUGUAAAUGAAGCUGGCUACGUGGUUUUAUAUGAAAUGAAAAACGUGAAACCCAGUGACGGAUUGCCCGAAUGUAAACCAGAGAGUGACGGGUGCCAGCUUUAUAAGCUUACAGAACUCAGCAUCUGUGCACCUGACACAAAAGGUGUUUUGGCACUUUCACUCGAUUGGUCUACUGGUCGAAGUACUGAUAAUCCUCAUGUUUGUGUUAGCGAUUCCAGAGGAAUUAUCACUCUCGCGCAGCUUAAAGAUGACACACUCGAAAUUGUACAACAGUGGAAAGCACAUAAUGCUGAAGCUUGGAUAACAGCAUUUGAUUACUGGAAUAGUAAUGUGAUUUACACAGGUGGAGAUGACUGCAAGUUUCACACCUUCGAUUUGAGAUGUGGCGUUAGUCAACCAACAGUAACAAAUAAGAGUCACGAAACAGGUGUGACAAGCCUACACUGCAAUGCAAUGCAUCCCAAUACAUUGGUUUCAGGAAGCUACGACGAGACACUGAGGCUGUGGGACACACGUAGCACACAGCAACCUAUCUCGUCACUUCCACUGGGUGGUGGAAUCUGGCGUGUCAAAUGGGAUCCCUAUACAGGGGAGCACAUCGUUGCUGCUUGUAUCUAUGGCGGUUUUCGGUUAGUUCAGUCUAAACGGGGCUGCCUGCAACUGCUCGGCGAGUACGAGGGGGAGCACACUAGCAUUGCCUACGGAGCUGACUGGUGCCAUGCACCAUCUCCAAAGCAGGAUGACUCAUUCCUCAUCAGCACAUGUUCCUUCUAUGACCACAUGUUGUGUGUUUCUGCUGUUAGAUUGUACAAAGAUGACUGUGUAAGCUAAAACUGCUGAUAGCUGUAGCUGAGUGAAAUGAGAGAUACACUUUAUUGUACAAUGAAAGAAAAAUACAUAUAACAAUAAAUAAAUAAUUUAGCAUGUAAUGAAA
Messenger RNA from Schistocerca americana (American grasshopper), 1518 nucleotides. Its product is annotated as diphthine methyltransferase. Gene Ontology annotation, molecular function: protein binding. The record is from RefSeq and is a predicted model, not a curated record. The transcript is spliced from 5 exons. NCBI's taxonomy places the organism in Eukaryota, Metazoa, Arthropoda, Insecta, Orthoptera, Acrididae. The coding region runs from base 279 to 1415 and encodes 378 amino acids.